GGAAGAAGAUGGCGGCGCUCAUCAGGCAUGGUUUACUCGCGAAUCACUUGAAAUGUGCAUCUCCUGUUCUCGCUGUGAGCACGACGAGCUCGCGAUACGAUAUUAUCCGUUUCAAGAGUAAGAAACCCGUUAAAGUGGCGGCACGUCGCUUCAACGAUGCGGAGAAAUCACUCGCCAAUAAAGGAUUCUUGAGGUACAAUAAAGACUAUAGGCCUCCGGAGGACGUGUAUACCAGAAUAAAUAAAAUUUGCGAGAAUCAGGCAAUUUCUACGAACGACAAGACAAAACUGGAGGAUCCUAUUCAGCGAUUUAAUCUUUUUUUGGCUUGCGAGAAAGAGCUUCAACAUUCUGUGCCGAAUUCUAUGUUAUGCAGUAUCGAAACGAUCGGCCACUUAAAAGAAUUCUAUGCAACGCCAGUGAACAUCCAAACUCCUCUGGAUAGUAUGCGCAACGUGGAUUUACCAAAAAAUUUGCAUAUCAAUUACGAAUAUCAUCGGUUCCAUCCUGAUACGGACACUAUGUUUGGCGGCAAAACUGCGUUUCCCAAAAGUUCAACCAUAGUAACCGGUUUGAAAUAUAAAAAGAAAUAUCCUGGUCAUCAGCAGAAAAACCCCUUCCUAGACACAUUGCUUAAAAUCUAAGAAUUAACACGUGCGCCGAGAACCGUUGAUUAUAUUAUAUAGAAGAUAAAUAAAUAUCCUUCUUUCUAACUA
This is a messenger RNA of Dufourea novaeangliae, 713 nucleotides long. RefSeq names its product 39S ribosomal protein L50, mitochondrial (gene mRpL50). Lineage: Eukaryota; Metazoa; Arthropoda; Insecta; Hymenoptera; Halictidae. The record is from RefSeq and is a predicted model, not a curated record. Gene Ontology annotation, cellular component: mitochondrial large ribosomal subunit; mitochondrion. The coding region runs from base 9 to 641 and encodes 210 amino acids. The transcript has 5 exons.